CCAGCGUACGAGCUCGGGACCCAGCUGCCCAGCGAGGCACCGAUCCAUGGAGGCGCGAGAUCCAGGUGGGUGAGGAGCCAGCGCUGCGCCAGGGAAGUCUCAUCCCCCGGCCAUGGGGGGACAGGUGAGGCUGCCUCCCGGAGAGCCAUGCCGAGAAGGCGACGUGCUGUCUCUGGUCUGUCCAAACUCCUCCCAAGCUUGGUGUGAGAUCACUAAUGUGUCACAGCUGCUGGCUUCUGUCCUCUACACGAACCCGAAUUCCAGUAGAACCAACUUGAGCACUUCAACAAAUGUAGAGAGCAAGUACAGUCUUUUUGUGGGCUUGCUACUGGCCAUAAGUUCCAGUGUUUGUAUUGGCUCCAGCUUCAUACUGAAAAAGAAGGGCCUCUUGCAGCUGGCCAGCAAAGGUGCCACUCGAGCAGGAAAAGGUGGUCAUUCUUACCUCAAGGAAUGGCUUUGGUGGGCAGGAUUACUAUCAAUGGGAGUAGGAGAGGCUGCAAAUUUUGCAGCUUAUGCAUUUGCACCUGCCACCUUGGUCACCCCUCUCGGCGCCUUGAGUGUUCUCAUAAGUGCAAUAUUGUCUUCCUAUUUUUUAAAUGAGCACUUGAACAUUCAUGGAAAAAUAGGCUGCAUAUUAAGUAUAUUGGGGUCAACCGUGAUGGUUAUCCAUGCCCCACAAGAAGAGGAAGUCACUUCUUUGCAGGAAAUGGAAAUGAAAUUGAGAGACCCAGGAUUUAUCUCCUUUGCUGUGAUCGUAACUGUGAUCACCUUGGUGCUGAUUUUAAUUGUAGCUCCCAAGAAAGGACAGACCAACAUCCUGGUGUACAUUUCAAUCUGUUCUCUGAUUGGAGCAUUUUCAGUUUCUUCUGUCAAGGGCCUAGGAAUUGCCAUUAAGGAACUACUAGGUCAGAAGCCAAGUUACAAGAAUCCAUUGGUCUUCAUUUUGCUGGCUGUUCUUGUGCUUUCGGUAACAACACAGAUUAACUAUCUCAACAAAGCCCUGGACACGUUUAAUACAUCUCUUGUGACUCCUAUUUAUUACGUGUUCUUCACAUCCAUGGUGGUGACUUGUUCUGCCAUCUUAUUCCAAGAGUGGUAUGGCAUGAAAGCUGGAGAUAUCAUCGGAACCUUGAGUGGCUUCUUCACCAUCAUCAAUGGUAUCUUCCUUCUACAUGCUUUUAAAAAUACUGACAUUACCUGGAGUGACCUGACAUCCACUGCUAAGGAAAAAGUCCUUUCUCCAAAUGCCAAUGAGAACAAUUACAUGUUACUAGAGAAUGUCGAUUUUUCAGCAGCAGGAUAUGAAGAUGACAUGACCUUGUUUAGCAGGACAGAUGAUCAAAGACUCUGUAAAUCCUAAAUUUUUCACCAGUAUAAGACACUUUGAGAGGAAAAGAACACUUAUUGUUGAAGUACUGUUGGGAAAAUAGGUGUUUUUAAAAUUCUAAUACUUUAAAUGUGAGGCCAGAUUUUUAAAAAGUUACUCACUUGGGCCAUCAAAUUUGAUUAUCAAGUUUUGAUAUUCUUCCAGAAGAUUUCCGCAUCUUUUCCAUAACUGCAUAUUUUAAAAUAUUGCCUAAGCAUGAAAGAAGUCAAAGAGUUAUAUUUGUCUCAGCAUAAGCUCUUCUGACCACAAUAGAUUUGACUUUGCCCGGUGGGGCCUCAUUUCCUUGAUGGCUUCUCCUAGAUUUGUGCUAAUUCUCAGACCAAGUUAUCUGUGUUCAGAUCAAUGAAGUCACCAUUCUGUGAUGAGCCAUAGUCUCACAUUAUUAAAAUUGAGAAGUGAGAAUACUGUUGGUUUAUCCUCCGUUCAGCAACUUCCUUCUUUUUAAGCCAUAAAACUACUAAAGGCCAGAGUAUUAAAGAAUAAAACAGGCCUGCUGUCAGAAUCUGUACCUCAGUGGGCUGGAAUAAACACGCACACCCACCCAUGAAGACGUCAAUUAUAGUUUAUUCACAAAGUAAAGACUUUGUUGGCAAUUAAAGAGGGGGAUGGAGAGGGGAGGAGAGUACUUCAGACCUCAGAUAAAGGAAAUGAAUUUUCCCAAAACCCCAUGUACAACAAACAGGUUCUUUGCACACAGAUCUGGACAGCAUCAGACAAAAUGAACUUGCUGGUGAAGUCCAGGUGAAUUCAGCUUUAAAGUUAUUUAUAUUCAUUUUGUCCUAUUCUUUAUUAUCCCGUAGUUUAAUUUUCUUGAUGACAGAUAUUUUUGGGAAAUAGCUGCUACGUUUUUAGGGCUAAUAUGGUCCACAUUAACUUUUUUUUUUUUCUGGUCCACAUUAACUUUUCUCAAAUAUUUUAUACCUAUGGGAUAGGUUUCCCAAGGCUGUUUGGAAACAAUGGAAAAAAUAGUCUUUGUUUUAAAAAAAAGACCCUAAACAAAUUAUCCUAAUGAUUUUCUCAAAAUUUGGUGCUGUUACCCUUAAUAAAGAAAUUGUAAUCAGUUACAGGUUUUCAAAAUGAGCAUAUCUAUCACUCUAAGUGGCCAGGUUGGUUUUUUCUGUUAAAUUCAUCCUGGCCACGUUUUCCCAUACAGUUAACUGAUAAUGUAUCCAAGGAGAGAAGGAAGGAGAAUGAUCUUGAAAACAAAAUAUUAAGACCUCAGAGGAAGUAUCUUUUUCACAUUAAAAUUUUCAUACAAUUUUCCUGUUUCACUCCAGAUUCAUGGCAGGAAUAACAUUUGGGGGGAACUUUAUUGUUUAUGGGCAGAUUUCCUAUCACCUAUUGGUAUUAUAGGAAACAAAUUUGCUGUCAAAUUUAGACAAAAUUUCUGUCCAAACAAAACUACCAAAAAGAAACUUUUCAUUUGCCUGGAUUGUUUCUUACUCUACCUUCAAACAUUAUUUGGUUUUUCUGUUUCUGACCAAGUCGAGCCUACCCAUGACGAUAGUAAACUGUGCCACUGAGAAUUCUGUUAAAGGACCUCAGCAUCUUCACAACUGUAGUGAACAAUGACUGAUGUUCACAGUGAUGAUCUGAAAUGACAGCCCUGAACUGCUUCUAGAAUCUUCAGCAUAGUUCAGUGCUGAGCAUAAUUCAAGCCAUUCUAAAUUUUUGAAAAUUGAUUAUCCAUGAAAGACCCAUGGAUUGAUAUUGCAGGUUAAAUACAUGUAUAUUCUGUAGACUGGUGGUUCCUUUCACUUGUAUAUGAGAUAGAUAAGCUAUGAACACAAAUUUGUAGAAGCAUCUCCUGAAAAAAGUAGUAUUUGAAAACUAGAACUUUUUAAAUGUUCUUUUGAGUAUUGAGAACUCCAUUGGUUUCCCCAGAAAACCUUCUUGGUGAAGGAAUUCAUGAUGUUUUUGACAUCUAACCUAAGGGCGCUUCCCCCUGCAGAAUUCAACUUUCACAUACUUAUUAAAUAUCACUGAUUACUUAAUACUUUAAAUGUCAAGUUUUGCCCUUGGUACAUGGUGCCCAGAUCAAAGUUUCUUGAAACACAAAGAUCAGUGUGUAUCCUGGAUUGGGAAAUGAGCUGGUGUUGACGUACAUGCCCUUGAGAAAGACUGAAAAAGAUUUGAAUUGUAUGUGGGAAAACCAUGAACUAUUUGAAAAGUAUUCUAUGUAAAAAUUAGUGGUUGUUAUAUGGAUUAAAAACUUCAAAAUGUCUGCAAAUCUUGCACUAAUUUUCCCAAAUAGGAACAUGCUGUUGAAGAAUAAAAUGCUGGAUCCCCUCUCACCAACUAUGUUAGUCUUAACUAGUUAUUUCCUUUGUGUGUGUACAUAUGUAUACAUUUUAAUAUAUAUGUAAAUAGUUAUCACAUAGAUAUAUUUGUAGGAUUUAUUAUGUGAAUAUUGGUACAUAUGUCAUUAAGGACUGUGAAACUGUGCAGUACAAAAAUGAGUUUUUUUUAAGCUGUAAAAAUAAUGUCCUUAUUUUUGGUCUUAUAUUUUUACUCUUUAGUCAGUGGUUAGUGAUUUUUAGUUCAGAUUACAGAAGUUCCUAAACCCUUUAGAAUUAGCAACAUGAAAUUAACACUCACUGUUUCAAAUGAUUACAUGGAAGACUCCUUACAUCAAGUCCAAUAUUUUAUAGGCACUUGAUAGAUUCACUUCUCCUUGAAUCAACAUGUUAAUUUUUAGUCUUGUUAGUAGAAACAUAAGGAUUGCUGAAUGCCACAUUUUGUAAAUCCUUAAUCUUUUCUCAAUUGUUACAUCUUCCAAGUGAAAGUGAAUUCUGUCAUGGUACUAUCAGAACUAAUAUAAUAGUCCAACAAAAGUAUCUUUUCUGAAAACCAGUAAGACUGCACUAAAUGCUAAUCUUACCUUUCAACAAAGCUAUCUUUAAAAAAGUAAUUUAUAUUAAUAUAUGUGAAAUGUUCUCAUGUACCUUAAAUUAUGUUCAGGAAACUUUCUAUUUUUCAAAUGUUUAUGAAUAUUGUUCAUUUUAGAACACAGAUUUUUAAAUGUUUUGUGUAUUUUACAUUUGCAAUAAAAUAAUGUGUUUAAUUA
This is a messenger RNA of Cavia porcellus (domestic guinea pig), 4454 nucleotides long. RefSeq names its product NIPA like domain containing 1 (gene Nipal1). Gene Ontology annotation, cellular component: membrane. The transcript has 6 exons. Lineage: Eukaryota; Metazoa; Chordata; Mammalia; Rodentia; Caviidae. Gene Ontology annotation, molecular function: magnesium ion transmembrane transporter activity. The record is from RefSeq and is a predicted model, not a curated record. Gene Ontology annotation, biological process: magnesium ion transport. The coding region runs from base 113 to 1360 and encodes 415 amino acids.